Molecule: messenger RNA, 1303 nt
Organism: Durio zibethinus
Lineage: Eukaryota; Viridiplantae; Streptophyta; Magnoliopsida; Malvales; Malvaceae
Product: chloroplast stem-loop binding protein of 41 kDa a, chloroplastic-like
Biological process (GO): monosaccharide metabolic process
Cellular component (GO): cytosol
Molecular function (GO): UDP-glucose 4-epimerase activity
Source: RefSeq, a predicted model, not a curated record
UAUCUAGAACAAAAAAAAAAAAAAAAAAGGAAAAAGAUUGCUGGUUCUGAAACAAGCACAAAAAGUAACGGUCAAUGGCUGCUCUUGCUUCCUCAUCCUCCUCUCUCCUCUUCUCUUCUCCACCUUCCAAGCUUCCUUCACCUUCUCUCCAUCCUCUUCCACGCUUGUCUCUUUUCACUUCCUCAUUUCUCUCUUCUUCUUCUUCCUCUCUUUCCGUUUCACCUUCUUUCUUUGCCUAUCCCACAAGCUCUAGAAGAUGCUCUUCCUUCACUGUCAGGGCCAGAGCUGGCAAGAAGAAGGUCCUUAUAGUUAAUACAAACAGUGGCGGCCAUGCGGUUAUUGGUUUCUACUUUGCAAAAGAGCUUCUGGGUUCGGGCCAUGAGGUCACCAUCUUGACCGUUGGAGAAGAGGACUCAGAUAAAAUGAAGAAGCCUCCGUUCAACAGAUUCUCUGAAAUUGUGAGUGCUGGAGGGAAGACGGUCUGGGGAGACCCGGCAAAUGUUGGGAAAGUUGUUGCAGGGGCAACAUUUGAUGUGGUGUUAGAUGACAAUGGCAAGGACUUGGACACCGUGAGGCCAGUGGCAGAUUGGGCAAAGAGCACUGGAGUGAAGCAAUUCUUGUACAUCAGCAGUGCUGGUAUUUAUAAGCCCACUGACGAGCCUCCUCAUGUUGAAGGGGAUGUUGUUAAAGCUGAUGCUGGCCAUGUUGGAGUUGAGAAAUACAUUGCAGAAAUUUUCAGUAGUUGGGCAAUAUUCCGGCCACAAUACAUGAUUGGAUCCGGAAACAACAAAGACUGUGAGGAGUGGUUCUUUGAUCGAAUUGUUCGAAAGAGGCCAGUGCCCAUCCCUGGUUCAGGAAUGCAACUUACAAACAUCGCCCAUGUUAGGGACUUGUCCUAUAUGCUUACUUUAGCUGUUGAGAAACCAGAAGCUGCAUCUUGUAAUAUAUUCAAUUGUGUGAGCGACCGUGCUGUGACUCUGGAUGGAAUUGCCAGAUUAUGUGCUCAAGCUGCUGGCUUACCAGUUGAAAUUGUUCAUUAUGGUCCAAAAGCUGUUGGAAUUGAUUCAAAGAAAGCCUUUCCUUUUCGUAAUAUGCACUUUUAUGCCGAACCAAGAGCUGCAAAGGACAUAUUAGGGUGGAAUGGCACCACAAACCUUCCAGAAGACUUGAAGGAGCGAUUCGAUGAGUAUGUAAAGAUCGGGCGAGACAAGAAACCUAUGCAAUUCGAGAUAGAUGAUAAGAUACUGGAGUCCCUUAAAGUUCCAGUGGCCGUUUGAUCAACCACAAGCAAGUGGCAUUUUAA